Diabrotica virgifera virgifera (western corn rootworm) is the source of this 1132-nucleotide messenger RNA. RefSeq names its product IgA FC receptor. The record is from RefSeq and is a predicted model, not a curated record. The coding region runs from base 209 to 952 and encodes 247 amino acids. NCBI's taxonomy places the organism in Eukaryota, Metazoa, Arthropoda, Insecta, Coleoptera, Chrysomelidae. The transcript is spliced from 2 exons.
UUUCAUUUAUUUUUCGAUGUUUUACCAAGCAACUCAUGUUGAACACAUUUUUCGGAUUUUUUACAUUGUCCUUUUUAAUUUCACAUAAUACAAAAUAAUAAUUUAGUCACAUAAUAAAAAGUAAUAAUAGUAGUAAUAUAAGGAAUACAAAAUAGUAACAAUAAUAAACUCAACCUGAGAGUCGACUUAAAUUAAUUAACAGUUCAACAUGAAAAAUUUAAUAUUAGCCACGGUUGUACUUUUCGCCGUUUAUCAGGCAGUAGAUGGUAUUGUGUGUAGCCACAUCUAUUGUAGCCUUGUUAGCUGUGAACAAAAUAUUACUUGCAAACACUAUGAAAUAUUGGUAGAAAAAGGAAGUUUUUGCGGAUGUUGUGAUUCAUGCUACGAGAAAUUAUAUGAAGGUCAGAGCUGUUGGCGAUUGCUGGAAAUUACAUCAACUGGAAAAUGUGGACUUGGUUUAGAAUGUAACUCUGAAGGAAAAUGCGCCCCAGUUCUACCUGACUUCUCAGUUCUACCUGACUUCUCAGUUCCACCUGACGCCCCAGUUCUACCUGACGCCCCAGUUCAACCUGACGCCCUAGUUCUACCUGACGCCCCAGUUCUACCUGACGCCCCAGUUCUACCUGACCCCCCAGUUCUACUUGACGCCCCAGUUCUACCUGACGCCCCAGUUUUGCCUGACGCCCCAGAUCUACCUGACGCCCCAGUUCUACCUGACGCCCCCGUUCUACCUGACGAGCCAGUUCUACCUAACGAAUCAGUUCAACCUGACGAAUCAGUUCAACCUGACGCCCCUGUUCUACCUGACGUCUCAGUUCUAUCUGACAGCCCAGAUCUACCUGACGCCCUAGUUCUACCUGACGCCCCACAUCUACCUGAUGCCCCAAUUCUACCUGACGCCCCAGGUCUAUCUGACGCCCAUGACGGUUCAAUACUAUUGAGCCGUCAGUAAUACUAUUAAAUCCAGAAAUUUGGUGUCGAUGAAUAAAUGAUAAAAAUUAUAUUUUUAUAUUAUCUUAUUGUUUGUGCAUACCAUGCUGGUUUUAUAUUUCAUUUUAGCGGUUUAUAAUAUUUGUAUAAAAUAACAAUUUAUUAAUAAUGAGUAGCUAAUAAAAUAGUAUCCUUUGGGUUA